UUUAACAUAAUCUUGAGAAACCUAUGCUUACAUGUAGCAAUUAAGCACUCAUCAGUUUACAGUUUUUCCACACUUCAUGAGCUCCUUGUUUUCCAUUUUUGCUGUUGUUUAACAACCUAAACACAAGUGUGUUGAGACUUUCCAGCAUUUUUUUGAGGUAGCGGGAUAAAGUCCCACAGCCAUUGAACGCAGCCGUCCCCUGUAACUCAAACGUGGAAGGCGCGAAGACUGCUGUUGAGAAUGCUGGUAUGAAAGUAUAAUUUUAGACAACAAGCAUACGAUUACUCAGGCAGGUAAACCCAAGUCACAGAUUAGUGCCGCCAGUACCCGGAUGUGAAGCUUUGCGCAGACACCUGGAGCCGCGUGCAGCUAACCUGAGGAGGGCUAACUAACUGGAUCUGCCUCCUGUCUGCUGCAGACGUGGAGGCAUGAGCGGCUGCAGCAGCAGUGACCUGGACGAGGAGCUCCCGGUGUUCGACUUCCUGCAGCCAUCCCAGCGCUGCAGUCAGAUCUCUCCAACAGAAUCCGAUAAAGCAGCAAGGACUAAGCAAGGAGCGGCAGAUGUCAUGACGAUAAGCAGCGACUCAGAUGAUGAUUAUGCUCCUCUGGCACAGAGACUUAAAUCCAACAGUGAUCCCUCUGCUGUCUCCAACGGGAAGAUUCCUGACUGUGGUUCAUUCUUCAGUCGAUCCUCUCAGAACGGCAUUAUAGUGACUGAGCAUGCUCCUGGUGUGAGACAGGAGGAGCCUCAAAGCUUAGAAACCUCUCCUGCCAGGAGAAAACUGACCAAGCGGACAAGAGAGGAGAUCCAGACGUCUCGGGAGGAGGCCCUGAGGAGGAGGCAGGAAAAGGAGGAACAGGAGAAACAGAAGGCAGAGAAGAGAGCGGUAGCAGAGGCUGCCAAAGCCCUGAGGCCAGACGAGUGCAUCAAACACAUGGUGGUAGCUGUGGAUCCAGCCCUCCUGCAGCUGGAAGGAGGCGGGGCUCUGCUGGCCUCGCUGCAGGCUCUGGGUUGCAGCUGCGCCAUCGAGAAGCAGCCCCUCCCACGCAGCGUUAGCUGGGCGAGAAGAGCCCCACCCACUCAGAGUUCCUCUGGAGCCAGUGUUCCUGAGAGCCAGGUGGUGAUGCAGAUGACGGUGGAGGACUUCAUCACUCUGACCCAUAACUUCAUCCAGCAGGAACAGAAGGCCGGCCGCUCUGACUCUGCUCCCUCUCUGACCACCUGGGUGCAGCAGCAGCAGAGACGUCAGCCCAGCAAGACCCUCAGCCUGGCCGUCAUUGAACUGGAGAAGUACUUCAGAUCACAGAAAGCUGUGAACCAGAAGAAGUUUAAAGAGGCUGUGAGGGGUGAAGCGACAGCAGGAGGAGGAAGAGGAGCGAAGGAGAGGAGGAAGAAGGGCGGUGCUGAGGCUCUGCCUGAGGUCUCCAGAGUCCAGGUGGAGGAGGCCGUGGUUCAGCUCCAGCUUCAUUCUGGCAUCUCGGUCCACUUUCUGCCGUCAUGGAAAGAGUUUGCUGACUACAUUGCCAUGACAACCAAAGCCGUGGCAGAGGCACCAUUCAAGAGGGAGCGGGAGAAGACCGGCUUCUCUUUCUACCUGGAGAGCGAGUGGGCGGGAGGCCAUCGGGUGGACAGAGGUGGGAGGGGCCUGCUGCAGGUGUGGAAGAGGCAGAUCCAGCAGUUCAACAGAGUCAGUCCGGACAUGGCCGCGGCCAUCCUGGCAGCUUAUCCGUCCCCGCAGCUGCUCCUGCAGGCGUACGCUCAGUGCCACACUGAAUCCGAGAGGAUGUCUCUCUUGUCCGACCUUUUGAUCCGCAGAGGGGAGGGCGUCACGUCCACAACACGGAGAGUUGGGCCAGAGCUUUCCAAGCGGAUCUUCCUUGCGAUGCAUUCUCCUGAUCCAGAGCAGACUCUGGAUUCAAGCCUCUGAACGCUUUUGGUUCAAAGUUUCCAUUGUUUUUAAGUAAAAGUUUUCCUAAACUGUUUUCUUGGACUAUUUUUGAGUUUUAAACUUGUGUAACUUUUUUUUCCAAUAUUUCCCUUCACUUCAAACCUCUACUGUCUCAGGAAGAUAAAGUAUGACUUCUGUUAGACUUGUAUGUUAUUUUUAACUAUGAUGACCACAGAAGCAAAAGUUUCCUUUGUAAAGUAACACUGAUUAUCCUGACAAUAUCAUCUGUUUGGUAAGGAAAACCUGAACCAGAAAUCAUCCAAUCCUCUAAUGAUACGUUGGGAUGGUAGAAAUAAAGUGAACCAACAGUCAUUUC
This is a messenger RNA of Oryzias melastigma (Indian medaka), 2265 nucleotides long. It is a transcript of the gene eme1, whose product is annotated as essential meiotic structure-specific endonuclease 1. The transcript is spliced from 9 exons. Gene Ontology annotation, biological process: replication fork processing; resolution of meiotic recombination intermediates; double-strand break repair. The record is from RefSeq and is a predicted model, not a curated record. NCBI's taxonomy places the organism in Eukaryota, Metazoa, Chordata, Actinopteri, Beloniformes, Adrianichthyidae. Gene Ontology annotation, cellular component: Holliday junction resolvase complex; nucleus. Bases 429 to 1928 code for a protein of 499 amino acids. Gene Ontology annotation, molecular function: DNA binding; nuclease activity.